Hemibagrus wyckioides is the source of this 1899-nucleotide messenger RNA. RefSeq names its product Src homology 2 domain containing E (gene she). The transcript is spliced from 6 exons. Gene Ontology annotation, molecular function: phosphotyrosine residue binding. Bases 486 to 1802 code for a protein of 438 amino acids. NCBI's taxonomy places the organism in Eukaryota, Metazoa, Chordata, Actinopteri, Siluriformes, Bagridae. The record is from RefSeq and is a predicted model, not a curated record.
CAGCCUUUUCAUUCUGCGUUGACUGGCGCUCAGGUCGGACACACCGGGAAUGGGAUCUUUGGCGAAGAAAACCUUCCAAUUUUUCCGCGUUUAUGCCCUCCAGAGGCUCCUGUUUAUUUUGCGGGAAUAAUUCCGGGUAGCACAUUGUACUCAAAUGUAAGGGGGAGAAAAUGUGGUGAAAUGUAAAAAAAAAAAAAAGUUAUAGAAAAGACAACGAAUGGGAUAAUAACUGCAAUUAGGAUUAUGUAAAAGACUUUAAAUAUCUAGAUAGAUUCCCCGCACAUCAUCAAUUCUAAAAAGAUUUUCCUUUUUUUGUUUUUACUCACUCACAAUAAUAACGAAUCUGAUCAGAGCUUAAUUAGUGAUAGAUAUUACACGAAGGAAAUAACCAGGUUCAAAAGAAAGUUCACGGAAAGUUUCCUGAAAGUUGCUGUGCGUUUUUUUGUGUAUGGAGAGAGGAGGCAUUGUGCAUCAAGGUUUUUAUCAUGGCCAAGUGGUUUAAAGAUUUCCCAACUCUGAAAACAGGCUCGGACCGACUUCGCUCUGCAUCUGAAUCCGGAGCGCAGACCCGACCCAGAGCGGCUCUGAGCGGCGGAACCGGAGCCAAAGCGAGUCCGCGGAAAAACUCGGAGAACGCAGGCGGAGUGGGUUCACUCCUCUCCGGGAGGAAUCGCAAAAACUCGGCCGUUGAACUGGGCCGAAACCAAUCGAGUCCGGGCUCGGUUAAGGAUGCCAAGAUAUGGGAGAUCCUGAUACCUGGGAAAAGUAAGAAGAAUGUAAAGAUGGAGGGUUUCGAGGAUCACCGCACGCUGAGGACAAGCGCCAUCGGCGACGCGUACAUGAGCCGAAUGAUCAAAGUGGAUAAACAGGAUAAAUGGCAGGAGAAGAAAUACAACAGUGCUGCUGCUGAAGGCACCUUGAGCGAAACAGAGCGUGGAAAAACACCUGUUAAAACUGAAACGCUGAUUAUCCUGGAGGACUAUGCAGACCCUUUUGAUGCUGAGAAAACAAGAGAGCAGAGAGAAGCUGAAAGAGAAGGAGAGAAUGAUGGAUAUAUGGAGCCUUAUGAUGCCCAACUCAUUAUCACAGAGAUUCGUCGGCGCGGGUCCAAGGACCUUCUGAAGGUGUGUGUGGUGUUGAACGGAGGAGAAGGAGAAGGAUCUGGAUCCACACAGAUCUACGACGUGCCAUAUGAGGAGGUUCUGGAGGGCAUCCCCCUGACCCGGCCCGAGUCUGACCCCCGACCACCUGCAGAGUACGAACUCCCGUGGGAGUGGAAGAAGGAGCAGAUUGUUCGAGCACUGUCAGCUCAGUUUGAUGGUGUGGAGAGGGUGUCUAAAGAGGAUGCUGCUCCCACUGGUGUUAAACAGCAGACUCUGCGAUCUGUGAAGAGCUGGACCCCCAAAUCUCUGCGCCUGUCCCCUCCAUCUUCACCGAAAGCCAGCCCGGACUCUGAGAGCCAUAAAGUGGACCCCACCGUGCCCCUCGAGCUACAGAGCUGGUAUCAUGGCAGCGUCAGUCGUCAAGAGGCUGAGGCUCAGCUGCAGAACUGUAAAGAAGCCAGCUUCCUGGUGCGUGACAGCGAAUCAGCCACCAGCAAAUACUCCAUUGCCCUCAAGACCAGCCAAGGUUGUGUGCACAUUAUUGUAGCACAGACCAAAGAGUGUGGUUACACACUGGACCAGAGCAGCUGUGUGUUUCCCAGCAUACCGGAGGUGGUGCACCACUACUGCACCCAGCGUCUGCCCUUCACUGGAGCUGAGCACAUGACCCUGCAGCACCCUGUACCCCGUACACACUGAUCAACACAAAAAAAACAUCUCGCUACAGCUGAGCACAUCAUCCGGUCCCCUACAUCACCUUGCAGACACACUGGGAAAUCCUACACAGCAGUUAACA